GGGAUUUUGUCCAGAUGGAUUCCUGUCAUGUACAGAUUAUCCCGGGGGAGGUUCACCCACCACGCUUUGUUCUGUCCUUCUUAUAGCUGUUCCGCGGUACACAAUAUCCUGGACGUCUAGAUGUGAAACUGCAGGCUCAAGAUCCCCGGCGUGGCAGCCAACACAAUGCAGGAUACAAGAUUGAAUGGUUGAUCCAGUACACUACCUCAAAAGGUCUCCGUCCCCGCAUCCGUCCUGGUCCGAACAAGAGUUUCGGAGGCACAUCCGAAGGCCAUGCGCACUAUAUAUAUGGGCACCACUGCAAUGCGCGUCCCCUGGUUUGAGCCUCAAUUACUUUCCAUUAGACGAUCAGCCAGAACCAGAAAGGCUCGAGCCUCGCCCGCCCUCAUUUGCCGUGGCCCACCGGCUGUGCGCUAUUCUGACCGCCGUGGCAUCGAUGACCUUGGUGGGUGGGCAGCGCUAAGUAACAGGGAUGAAGCCGUUGAGCUUCCAAACUGCAGGCCUAAUAUUGCCAUUCAUGGUUGAGGAGACAGUCCAGCCUUGACAAAACCCGCUACCGUGACUUUUUUUUUUUUUUUUUUU
Molecule: messenger RNA, 582 nt
Organism: Neurospora hispaniola
Lineage: Eukaryota; Fungi; Ascomycota; Sordariomycetes; Sordariales; Sordariaceae
Exons: 2
Coding region: 185-463 (92 amino acids)
Source: RefSeq, a predicted model, not a curated record